AUGACUGAAUCCAGUUCACCGUUAUGCUUCCAGAGCCCGAUCCAGUUCAACCUCGGCGACAACGGUGCCUAUUCCUACAGCUACGAGUCCAGGCUGGAGGACGGGGGCAGGAUCGCCCAGAGAGAAUCCGGCGACGGAUCCGGCAGCGUGACCGGACACUACAGCCUGGGCGGUUCCGACGGCCGAAUCCGGAAGGUGGACUACACGGCCGGACAGGCCGGAUUCCGGGCCUCCGUCGACACAAACGAAUUCGACACGACCGGAGACGCUCCGGCCCACGUGAUGUAUGCCGCUUCCCUGGCCGGACCUGCUGCGCAGAGCUUCAUGCAACAGCAACAGGGUAAGAUGUAUUCGUCCCCUGCACAUCCCAAAGCCCCCGCCCCUGAGCCCAUUCAGCAGACGCAACAUUUCGGGGCUACUUUCCAAUCUGCACCAGUGGAAGGAUACCAAGGUUCCCAGCAAGAACAGCAACCAUCCAAGCCGUCGCCCUACGCCUUCAGCUACGACUCGCAACUGGACGACGGUAGCAGUUCCCGGACCGAAUCCGGCGACGCGUCCGGCAAGGUGGUCGGAUCCUACAGCCUGACCGGAUCGGACGGUCGCCGCCGGACGGUCAACUACCAGGCCGACCAGGACGGAUUCAGGGCCUCCGUGGACACCAACGAGCUGGGCACCAAGGCCGACUCCCCCGCCAACGUCCAGUUCCUUUCCUCGGCCCCCCACCAGGCCGCCCCCCAGCCCAUCCAGCAGAAGCAGUUGUCCGGGGCCGCCCUUUUCCAAUCUUCAGCCCCAGCAAUGAGGACGACAUACCAAUCUUCUCAGCAAGGACAGUCCUCCGUGCAGUACAACGCAGCAGCUCAGCAACAGCCCCUCCCCUAUUCCUUCAGCUACGACACCCAACUGGAGGAUGGCUCCAGCUCCAGGACAGAGUCUGGAGACGGAAGCGGCAAGGUGGUCGGCUCCUACGGCCUGUCGGCCGCGGACGGACGAUUCAGGAAGGUGGAAUAUCUGGCAGAUGAAGGAGGCUUCAGGGCCACCGUCAACACCAACGAAUUCGGCACCAAGGCAGACUCCCCAGCCGAUAUCCAGUUUUAUUCAUCGGCCAAAGUCGAAGAACCUAAACCUUACUCAGGCGCCUCCAGCUCUUCCAUGUACCAUUCCAGCACUCAGCAACAGAACCCGAUCCAGUUCAACCUCGGCGACAACGGAGCCUAUUCCUACAGCUACGAGUCCAGGCUGGAGGACGGUGGAAGCAUCGCCCAGAGGGAAUCCGGCGACGGAUCCGGCAGCGUGACCGGACACUACAGCCUGGGCGGUUCCGACGGCCGAAUCCGGACGGUGGACUACACGGCCGGACAGGCCGGAUUCCGGGCCUCCGUCGACACCAACGAGUUCGGGACGAAGAGCGAUUCGCCCGCCCACGUGACAUUCCUGUCGGCUGCUGACGUCGGUGCAGCUCCUGUUGCGAGUCCUGUAGCUUUCAAAGCACCCGCGCCGAAAGCAACUCCCCACCGAAGUUCAGGAUCGGCAAGUGUGCACUCGUCUGUGCUCCGACAGGAAAAGGUAGAAGCACCCGCUCCCUACGCCUUCAACUACGACACGGAAGGCGCCGCCAGACAGGAAAUGGCGGACGGAAGUGGCACCGUCACUGGCACCUACACAGUCAGACAGGAGGACGGGUCUCUACGAGUGGUCGAGUACAUCGCCGAUAAGGACGGAUUCCGUGCCAAUGUCAAGACGAACGAGCCAGGAACGCUGGGCGGAAUCGAGGCUGCCGCUAAGGACACGCCCCACUCCACCCCCAAAGCCACGCCUCACCACGCCCCCAAAUCCCCGUCCGCCAAACAGCCGGAGCGAUUCUCUUCCUUCGGCAAGAGCAGUCAAAAGAGCAGCAUGAUCAGCCAGAAACGGAUCGAAGCUUGGAGCCGAUAGACACCUGCGGUAUACGAACUGAGCAACUGAAGAGUUUCUGAAACGUCUCCAACGCUGUGGUAUAAAUAUGCAACGUCACAAAGGGAGAGAACAAGCACAACCUUCAUGCCCAAAAAGGGGGAUUUGAUUUGGUCAAUGUAUAAGACAGCCUCGAUUUUAGAAAAAAAAGUGUUCGCCAAUGCUAAUUUGCUUGACGAUGAGACUAUAUUUUUUUAAUGAAAUUAUUUCGAAGAGGCAUGCUCCCACCAAGAUCCGGCACUGUACAUAAUUUCACAGUGAUUUGUGUGCUACUUCCAUAAUAUGAUCAGUCUGAAUUUAUUUGUUGCAAUGGUAACACCCUCUCAUUCAGUCCAUGUUUAUCUACCUAUUCACAAUAGUACUUCUAGAGGUGGUUUUCACCUUCUGCUAUCUAUUUCAAUGCUGUAGAUUAACAUUUUUAUUCUCUAACUGCCCCCCCCCCCCCAGCGCUCCCGACGGAAACGGCAAAAAUACCUUUCAAAAUCACUAAUUUUUGAAUGCUCUAGGUUUUUCAAAUCUUUUUUGGGAAAUAGUGAGCACUGUCGUUUGGAGACGAACGAAAAUCUUCGGUUACUCUGAUGAAAUAAAAGACUGAAUUACUAGUUAACGAAUCAUACGAAAAAAAAGGGUAUGCAUGAAAAAAGAAAAAAAAAAUCCGGGUGUUGGUAGUCACCUUUGUUAUUUUGUUGAUUCAUCUUUUCCAUGUUUUUGGGAACAAAUUUAACGGUGAGCACAUACAGUUUGUCCCUUCGGAAAUGCAAGUGAAACAAAUGUUGACAAGACUAAUUUUCUUCCAGUUAUCAUAAAUUCUCAUCCAAAUAUUGGCGCGAAAGAGUAAAUAUUCUCAGCUCUUGGUUUUGUCACAGCACUGGCGAUACAAUGCCGAAUGUGGAAACCUUCUUGAGCAUUCACGUGGCAGCAGGGGUUAUUCUUUGUUUUAUCCUUUUCAUGUCUUAUGAACUAAUAUUGUAGUAGUAGCUGGGUUAAUGACGUCGCUUUCUUUUAUAAAACAUGCAAUUUACCUUUUAACCUCCUUACUUAUCCCACCGACAAACAAUCAUAUGAUUAAAAUUUUGCUGCAUGUCACUAAUGAUUAUUAUCUGAAAAGAUUUU
Uloborus diversus is the source of this 3063-nucleotide messenger RNA. RefSeq lists its product as uncharacterized. Gene Ontology annotation, molecular function: structural constituent of chitin-based larval cuticle. Gene Ontology annotation, cellular component: chitin-based extracellular matrix. The record is from RefSeq and is a predicted model, not a curated record. The coding region runs from base 1 to 1932 and encodes 643 amino acids. Lineage: Eukaryota; Metazoa; Arthropoda; Arachnida; Araneae; Uloboridae. The transcript has 6 exons.